This is a messenger RNA of Melanaphis sacchari, 2278 nucleotides long. Its product is annotated as neural cell adhesion molecule 1-like. The transcript has 10 exons. Lineage: Eukaryota; Metazoa; Arthropoda; Insecta; Hemiptera; Aphididae. Gene Ontology annotation, molecular function: protein binding. Gene Ontology annotation, cellular component: neuron projection. The coding region runs from base 275 to 2263 and encodes 662 amino acids. The record is from RefSeq and is a predicted model, not a curated record.
CGUCCGGUAACGCUCGCGCGUGCACAUACACACACGCACACACGAAGCACACGGCACACACGGCGGUAGUCGACCCGGACGACCUCACCAGAGGAGAAGCACGUAGUGCGGUUAAAGUGCAGCGGCGGUUACGUUUGCGAGUCGUCACAAGACUACGUCGCGCGUCGAUACCGACAGCUCUCCAGAGCGACCUUGCAGAGGUUAUUCGCGCCGGUGAUUUCGGUGGCAAAGUACGAGACAUCAGGCGAGCACGUUUUGCCGACGAAGAAAAGAGAUGACUAUCAAGGCGGCGACGAAUAUAACAGUGGCUUCCGUAGCCACCCCGCGGCGGCGAAGACGAGCGAGCGGUUUCGCGAAGAUGACGGCAUUCUUGUUGGUAGCCGCCGUCGUUUUGGUCGAUGUGAUCAAAGUCUGUGAAUGCCGUACCAUAAGAGAAGACGACUACCACCGGCUGGAGCGAAUACGACGAAAUGAUAAAAGCACGGAUUAUGUAUCCGACGGUGUCGGUAGCGAUGAAGAUGAGAAUACGGAAGGUCAAGAUACAUCAGUCGACGAUACUAGUAGCAUUACAUUGCCCGUCAUACAGACAUCGGGACUUGUGGUAGAAACUAUCGAGGGCACAACGGUGAAUCUACCUUGCAAGGUUGUCAACGGUUCUGCGGACGAGUACGCGGUAUUGUGGAUCAAUGGCACCAAGAGUAUAAUGACGGACAACUUCGCCGUGACUACAGACCCGAGGGUCAAACAUGGAGAACAGUCAGAUACAUCUGCAGAAUUCCAGGAACACACACUGAUCAUUGAACAAGUGACGCGGAUGGAUUCUGGAUACUACACGUGCAGGAUAACAUCAACACCCCCCGUUGAGAUAACCCAUACCCUGCGUGUCACACAUCCGGCUAAAGUCUUGUCAGUGCAAACUAUGGGUCCCUCAGGGAGUUUGACUUCGGCAAAAAAAUUGACCGUGAAACAAGGUGAUCCCUUGCUACUCGUAUGCAGCGCGGCAGGGUACCCGGAGCCUACGGUGCAAUGGACCAAAAAGCCUAAAUAUGACCAGCAAUCGCAACAAUCGACUAUAUCGUCUUUGGAUCAUGAUCAAAAGGCGCCGGAUUCUGUAUCAUCGGCUCGCUCGCAGCUAGUCGUUUCGAAAACGAAUGAGGUUCGUAUCGACUCUGUUGCUGCGUAUCGCGAUGCCGGUUUAUAUGAGUGCUCAGCGCACAACAGCAUCACCACGGGAUCCGUGUCGGGAGGGACCAACGCAGAGGCCUCACAUAAGACAAUAGAAGUGGAAAUCGAGUUCGCGCCAGAAAUUGUUGUGCCCCAGCUCGUUGUCAACACCGGAGAAACGUACGACGCUCAGAUGAUGUGUACCGUGCAAGCGUUCCCCAAGGUGAAAGUCACGUGGGAAAAGGAAACACCGAACGCGAACGGACCGCAGUCGUCGACACCCGUGCUCGUCGAAGGCCCCAACAGCCGGUACCAAGAUUUCAAGCCACCGACCAGCAAUACCUUAUUACAGGGCUCAAUGAACUCAACCGCGAAGCAGACCAAAUCCAUUUUCAUACUCAAAGUGAACAAAGUGCAAGGACCACAAGACUUUGGUCGGUACCGGUGUCGAGCUGAAAACCGUGUUGGCGUCACUUAUUCGGAUUACAUAACGUUGACUGGUACACCGGCUCGACCACUAUCGUCAUACGUGAAAGUCGAAGGCAAAGCUCCCGAACUGGGGUGGACCGUAGACAGUUGGUCACCACUGAUCGAGUACGAGUUGCAGUACAGACGACAACAGGAUUCGCAGGCUUCUUGGUUGGAAAUCAAGCCGCAGCCACAGGUGGUCGAAUCGUCUACUGGCAGCAGCGCGGGCGACGAGCGCCGUUACGCCUUGUCCUAUUUGUUCGGCGGCGACAUUCAACCACAACAACAGCAACAGCCGGCCGGCGUGCCCGAGACCAUGCCAAUUAUCCUGCAACGGGGCACCACAUACGUGGCCCGACUUAGGGCUCGAAACGUUCACGGAUGGUCUGACUGGUCGGCGGAUACCGUAUUUACCGGUGGAAUGGAUGAUGACCAAGAUGCCAACGAGAUUACUCAGUACGACGGAUCUCAACAUAACGAUAAUAUUUCGAGUAAGUACACUAAUGCACACGAGUACACUAUCUUAUCGCAACUGCAUGUAGUCUGUAAACUUUUAAAAGGCUACGGCAUAAUUGCUUCAAUUAUCAUUAUUUGUUUAUUUGCACGCGAUAACAUGUCGCGCUUCACUUAGGUUAUGGUCUUAACU